ACCAAGGAACCGACUCAAAAGAAGGAUCUAGCCAUUUCAGGCCGGGUGCUGCGCGAGGGUUUUCAGUUCCACUGAGGAACUCUCGAGACACUGCUCGUCGCCGGAGACCUCCACCCGCCGUUGCUGCAACCGCCUCGCUUUCGGUGUAGCAACAAGGAAAUAGGAAGGCUCUUUUUCGUCUCUGUAUCUUCUCAGUCAUGCACGCCCCCGUCCUUGUUCUCAAAGAUUCUUUAAAACGGGAAUCUGGUAGUAAGGUUCAUCAUGCUAACAUCCAAGCAUCGAAGGCUGUGGCUGACAUAAUUCGAACUACUUUGGGACCUCGGUCUAUGCUUAAAAUGCUGCUUGAUGCUGCAGGAGGUAUUGUAGUUACAAAUGAUGGAAAUGCUAUUCUUCGUGAGCUUGAUCUUGCUCACCCAGCUGCUAAGUCGAUGAUUGAACUAAGCCGGACACAGGAUGAAGAAGUCGGAGAUGGCACGACGUCUGUCAUUGUUCUAGCUGGUGAGAUGCUCCAUGUUGCGGCAACUUUCAUUGACAAGAACUACCAUCCGACUGUUAUAUGUCGAGCUUAUAACAAAGCUUUGGAAGACUCUAUAGCUGUUUUGGACAAAAUCGCAAUGCCCAUUGAUGUGACUGAUCGUGCUGCAAUGCUGGACCUUGUCAAAAGUUGUAUAGGCACAAAAUUUACUGGACAAUUUGGGGAUUUAAUUGCUGAUCUGGCUAUUGAUGCUACAACAACUGCUGGUGUUGACCUUGGCCAAGGUGUACGUGAGGUUGAUAUUAAGAAGUAUAUAAAAGUUGAGAAGGUUCCUGGCGGGCAGCUUGAGGAUUCCAAGGUUCUCAAGGGAGUUAUGAUUAAUAAAGAUGUAGUUGCACCUGGAAAAAUGAGGAGAAAGAUAUUAAACCCUCGCAUUAUUCUUCUUGAUUGCCCCCUUGAGUAUAAGAAGGGAGAAAAUCAAACAAAUGCUGAAUUGGUGAAGGAAGAUGAUUGGGAAGUACUGCUAAAGAUGGAGGAGGAAUAUAUACAAAAUAUGUGCAUGCAGAUACUGAAGUUCAAACCUGAUUUGGUGAUCACUGAAAAAGGGCUUAGUGAUCUUGCAUGCCAUUACUUGAGUAAGGCUGGAGUUAGUGCUAUCCGGAGAUUGCGCAAGACUGACAACAAUAGAAUUGCAAGGGCUUGUGGGGCUGUUGUUGUCAAUAGGCCAGAGGAGUUGCAAGAGUCUGAUGUUGGGACAGGGGCCGGCCUGUUUGAAGUCAAAAAAUUUGGUGACGAGUUUUUUGCUUUUAUUGUGGAUUGCAAAGAUCCAAAAGCCUGUACCGUUCUCCUAAGAGGUGCUAGUAAGGAUCUUUUGAAUGAGGUUGAAAGAAAUUUGCAGGAUGCUAUGUCAGUAGCCCGAAACAUCUUGAAAAACCCAAAACUUCUCCCUGGUGGUGGUGCAACAGAGUUAACAGUAUCAGCUGUACUAAAACAGAAGAGUUCUUCAAUCGAAGGGAUAGAAAAGUGGCCCUAUGAAGCUGCUGCUGUAGCUUUUGAAGCAAUUCCACGAACCUUAGCUCAGAACUGUGGCGUAAAUGUCAUUCGCACCAUGACUGCCCUCCAAGGAAAGCAUGCCAAUGCUGGGAAUGAAUGGGUUGGCAUUGAUGGAAAUACUGGUGAAAUUGUUGAUAUGAAGGAGCGGAAAAUCUGGGACUCCUACAAUGUGAAGGCCCAAACAUUCAAGACAGCUAUCGAGGCCGCUUCCAUGCUGCUUAGGAUCGAUGACAUUGUGAGUGGUAUCAAGAAGAAGCAGGCUCCUGGUGCUGGUCCAACCCCAUCUAAGCCUAAGAUAGAAGAGGAAGGAGAUGCCGAUAAUGAGCAGAUACUUCCUGAGUAGAAUGUUCCGUUAAGUUUGUUUCUUGUCGUGUUACAUCUGAUGAGAGUAUUAGGGCUCCUAGGGACCAAGAAUUGGUGAACUUAAAUUUGCUUGCUAAAUUUUGUUUUUUGUUUUAUGUUUUCGGAAUAUGCCAUUGAUAUUUGUGUUUUGCAUUUUGUUCUGUUUAAUCUGAGGUCGUUGACCUUUUCGCAGUA
This is a messenger RNA of Zingiber officinale, 2065 nucleotides long. RefSeq names its product T-complex protein 1 subunit gamma-like. Gene Ontology annotation, biological process: protein folding. The transcript has 14 exons. The record is from RefSeq and is a predicted model, not a curated record. Lineage: Eukaryota; Viridiplantae; Streptophyta; Magnoliopsida; Zingiberales; Zingiberaceae. Gene Ontology annotation, molecular function: ATP hydrolysis activity; ATP-dependent protein folding chaperone; ATP binding. The coding region runs from base 198 to 1871 and encodes 557 amino acids. Gene Ontology annotation, cellular component: chaperonin-containing T-complex.